Molecule: messenger RNA, 1486 nt
Organism: Xylaria bambusicola
Lineage: Eukaryota; Fungi; Ascomycota; Sordariomycetes; Xylariales; Xylariaceae
Exons: 1
Coding region: 159-1247 (362 amino acids)
Biological process (GO): positive regulation of transcription from RNA polymerase II promoter by glucose
Cellular component (GO): nucleus
Molecular function (GO): sequence-specific DNA binding
Source: RefSeq, a predicted model, not a curated record
UGCCAUCCCAUCUGUUGCUCUACAACACAACACGACCCGACUGCGCUGUCAACGCGCCACCUUCCUUACCUUCCCUCUACUCUCAAAACAAGUACUAAUUCGGUGUCGCUCGAUUUUGCAGCCGCACACCGAGGUUUCGAUUUCUUAAUCUGGCAAAUAUGGCAUCUGCUACCGCUGCUCGCGAUAUCCCCGUGGCCUUCCAGGCUGGCCGAGACACCUUAGCUGGUGUAGCAGCCGCCAGGAACGGCCCUGUGACAGGCGCUCAACCUCUCCCAACUCCCCCCAACUCCAUCUCUCCCGCGCUUCCUCCCCAUGGGCUCAAAGCCCAGCUGCAGAGGGCACGGCUCGACUCGAUCGAUUCAGACCUCGACCUACAGGAUGACUCCGACUCUAAUCGGGGCGUGUCUUCGUCUUUUGAGGCUGCCGGCGACAUCACUUCGACGUUGCUUGCCAAGUUCCAUCUCCCCGAGAUCCUCCUGAACCAUGGUCCCUUGGCCAUCCGCCAUAUCAUGGGCUACCUCACCACAUCAGUACCCGGUUUCGCCGGUAUCCCUCCAAACAAGGCUCGAAGGCUAGUGGUAUCGGCAUUGCAACGCGGACAAGGACAUGGCGCUGAUGGCGGUGGUGUGAGUGGAGAAGUCGAGUUUGAGAAGGUUGGCUGGGGCCGCUGGGAUGCGAAACGAAGGGGCCAAGCCUUGCGCUCUUUGUCUCGAUCGCCAUCCGGCGAGAGCUACUCAGGUUCCUACCCAACUCGGAUUACAAUCAACCGAGACAUGCCCUGGAACGCAAGCCGAUCACGACUCAAGGCCCGCGCCAAGAGUAAUGGCAACUCGACUUCCUUUUCGCACGAUGAUCGAGAUACAGGUGUACUAGAGCACGAAGCGGAUAAGAUGUCUCUCGAUUCUCUUGACGAGCCUGGCUCAGCUUCUUGCUCCGAAGCCCCCGACGCCGCCGACAUCGCUAUGGAUGAUGAUCCUGAAGACGAGACUGAUGACGAAGACUGGGGAGCUGUUGGAGCCGCUGCACUGCGUGCUGGCUCCUACUCGAGCCCGGCCGACGCUCGCCGCGGCUCAGGCUUUCCUUCUUAUCGUGUAUAUAAUACUGGAGGCUAUCGAUCCUUCUCCUCGAACACUCGCAUGCUUCGAGAACCUCGCCUCGAUAACAUCGAUCUGGACGCUCUAGCCGCUUCUUCCGAUGCGCAAGAGCGCGAGGCGAUCCAAGCGCUUCUACAACUUGGUUCUGUAUAAUUAUUAUGCAUGGGUGGCGUUUGGGACUCAGUCGGUUUGAAACAAUUAUGCAUGGUUGAGAACUGGCCGGAUUAGUUCUGAACUCGUACCCUUUGGUCAACGCGGCGUUAUUCCUACUUUACUAUCCUCCGGCAUUGCUCAUACGACAUAUGGCACAUCGGCAUUGUGGACAGAACUACAAAGUCUUCACGCCAUUUAUUCUCUUAUCUCUUUUUUGGCAACGGCUUGACUUACCGAAA